AUGAACUCAUGUAGAACUCAUUCCGCUGUUCGACGUGGCCGAGCGCGGUCAACUCAACCAAAAGAGCCCGAUGCACCAGGUGGCUUAAAAGAUUAUUCCGAAUCUGAAACAGCAUCCUUUGUUUCACUACAAAGUGACAUUAGUGAUGCUCGACGGUCGAGCCUCGAAGAGACACCAUCCGAAGAGCAAUCUCGUACAGAAAAACCUCGUCGUGGAAAUCCACCCAAAGUCAUGCCAGGGGCACCUCGAGGUGCUGGUGUUCAAAGUGUAACAACAGACUUUGCAGCAAUGCAUGUUGGCACAGCCAGGAGUGGUCGAUCAAGUAGUCGAUCAAUGCCAUAUUCGAAUGUAUCGGAAAAUCGGUCACAGGUCGGCGAAAAGCGAGGUGGAUCGGGUGAUCCGAUUAAUAUCAUCGCAAAUUAUAUAAAAGUUCUAACCAAACCUGAAUGGGAAUUAUUCCAAUACCAUACUGAAUUUACGCCAGACAUAGAAAACAGACGUUUCCGACGCGAAAUUAUCAGUCAACAUCGUACCUUAUUCAAAGAUGUUGCAUUCGAUGGUACAACAAUCUACACUUUCGAUGAUCUGGGCGAUUCACAAGACUUUGCUUGUCGUCACCCAUCAAUGCCUGACGAAGUCAGAGUUGUUGUACGAAAAGUAGCACGAAACUCGCCUAAUUCACCUGUGUUUUUUCAUAUGGCAAAUCUUAUCGUUCGAAAGCUUCUCGAAUUAAAUGGCAUGAAAUUAAUCGGUCGAAAUUACUAUCAAUUCGAUCGUAAAGUUGACUUAGACCGAUACAAUUUAACGUUAUUUCCUGGCUUUUUGACUAAUGUGAAUAUUUAUGAAGGCUCAUUGAUGAUCAAUGUCGAUUUAUCUCAUAAGGUUUUAAAUAAAACUACUGUCCACCAACGUCUACAAGAUAUAUUCAGUCAAUAUCAAGAUAUCAAAUAUGCACAAGACACAGCGACGAAAGAAUUAGUUGGUCAGAUUGUUUUGACAACAUACAAUUCAAGAACAUAUAAAAUUGACGAAAUCGCAUGGGAAUAUUCUCCAAUGCAGACCUUUCCAAUGCGUGACGGCACAGAAUACUCGUUUUUACAAUAUUAUCGUGAAAAAUAUCAACUGAAUAUUAUUGAUCAUACACAGCCGUUACUAGUCAGUAGACCAUCUAAGAAAGAUCGUCGAGCUGGUGUUACAACUCCGUUUCUACUGAUCCCUGAAUUAUGCUGUGUUACCGGUAUUAGUGAUGUAAUGCGAUCUGAUUUUCAUUUUAUGAGAGAAUUGUCGAGUUACACACAUGUCGAUGCAGUGGCUCGUUACGAUCGUCUUCGACAAUUUGUUACUGACUUGGAUCAAAAUCCCGACUGUCAGGAAGAAUUAUCUAAAUGGAAUAUAAAGCUCGACAAUGAUUUAAUCAAGUUCGAAGCCCGAGUAGUUGAUGCUGAAGAGAUCUUAUAUCGUGAAAAUGUUGUUCGAUAUAAUUACACCGAUAUUGGAGUCGUAAUUGUCGCAAUGUACGGCAUGUUAGUGCUAGACCGCUUAGACAAUGGGUAG
Messenger RNA from Adineta ricciae, 1554 nucleotides. The record is from the annotation of a GenBank genome assembly. Lineage: Eukaryota; Metazoa; Rotifera; Eurotatoria; Adinetida; Adinetidae.